Candidula unifasciata is the source of this 1128-nucleotide messenger RNA. The record is from the annotation of a GenBank genome assembly. Lineage: Eukaryota; Metazoa; Mollusca; Gastropoda; Stylommatophora; Geomitridae.
AUGGACAAAUACAACAGCACCACUAACCACACUGCCUAUACAGACACCACCAACCCCCGCCUUCUCAAUGGCAUUAUUGUGUUGCUACUUUUGGUGCUCAACCUAUCUGGCAACAGUGUGGUCUUCUACAUCUACAGUUUCAGAGUGAAGGCCAGUGUCUUCUCCUUCUUCGUGACCACUCUGGCUGGACUAGACAUCAUCACAGCACUCACAACCAUGCUGCUGGACGCCAUCAUCAAAGUGCGACCCCUGGACGAGGACAGGCUGGACCUCAACACCCUGUGCAAGAUCACCCACUUCCAAGUGUAUUCCCACAGCCUCAUCAGCGGCUGUGUGCUGACACUUAUAGCCUAUCAGAGAUACAGAAAGAUCUGCCAUCCUUUGAAGCCAAGUCUGACAAUGAAGAUGGCCAAACUGGCGCUCGUGGUUAUCGUUUUAUUCUGCAUUCUUUUAAGUGUCUGCACACUUGUUAUCAACGGACCAAAGGACAUCCCAGUGAAGAUUGGCGAUCAUGUCAUUAACAUCACCAUCUGCCGAUAUGAUCAGAAAUACGAGGGGAAAAUCUAUCAGACCGUUUUUUCAUUUAUUCUUCUGUCGGCUUUUACGAUUGUUCUGUGUCUGACGAUCAUCUUCUACGUCAUGGUGGCCAAGUCGCUGAAAAAAUUUUUUGACAAUGACAGCAGACGAAUUUCAAUGAGCAGUCCAGUGACCCUUGAAACAGACAUUCAAAACAAGAACCACGUCUAUAGCGAGGACUCUGCUGAACAGCGCCGCAGACAGUAUCAACAGCAGUGCCACCUGGCUCGCAUGUCCAUCAUGUCGUCCGGCGGCAACAGCGAGCGCAUCUCCUCGCAGAUGUACCGGGUGUUUGCUAUUAUCACACUGGUGUUCAUUGUCAGCUACCUGCCUCACCUGAUUGUGCUCAUUCUCACUAAGUCGCUUCAGCUGGACAGUCAGAUUCUAACCAAUACUGAGAGAAUCCUCAUGGACCUGGCAUACAACUGCCCUUACAUCAGCACCGUGGCAAAUCCAAUCAUCUACGGCUUCCGCAGUGCUGAGUUCAGAGAGCAUUGUAAGAUUAUCUUUACUUCCAGACAGUGGAGACGACGCAGAGCCUACCGGCGAUAA